Messenger RNA from Oryza brachyantha (malo sina), 1382 nucleotides. RefSeq names its product vacuolar protein-sorting-associated protein 37 homolog 1-like. Gene Ontology annotation, biological process: protein targeting to membrane; protein targeting to vacuole; ubiquitin-dependent protein catabolic process via the multivesicular body sorting pathway. The coding region runs from base 419 to 1129 and encodes 236 amino acids. Gene Ontology annotation, cellular component: ESCRT I complex. The record is from RefSeq and is a predicted model, not a curated record. The transcript is spliced from 8 exons. Lineage: Eukaryota; Viridiplantae; Streptophyta; Magnoliopsida; Poales; Poaceae.
GACCAGCCACCGUCAAUCUUGCUCCCCUCCCCUUCCACCCGAAGCAACCGCGGCGGCCAUCCUCGCCGGCGCCCCGUCCUCCGUGACCCCUCCACCCUUGCGGCGGGCUUCUCCUCCCACCGCCUGCGCUGAUCCCAUCCUCGCCGGCGCCCCGUCCUCCGUGACCCCUCCGCCCUUGCGGCGGGCUUCUCCUCCCACCGCAUGCGCUGAUCACAUCCUCGCCGGCGCCCCGUCCUCCGUGACCCCUCCACCCUUGCGGCGGGCUUCUCCUCCCACCGCCUGCGCUAAUCCCAUCCUCGCCGGCGCCCCGUCCUCCGUGACCCCUCCACCCUUGCGGCGGGCUUCUCCUCCCACCGCCUGCGCUGAUCCCCCACGAGCAGGGGCGCUGUCGUCCUCGGUAUUUCUCUAGCCUAGUAUAAUGAGCUGGAGAUUUCCUCUUUUCGGCAGCAACUCACAGCAGCAGCAACCUGACCCAAAUUUCCAAGACAACCCUGCGCAGCCGCAACCUUGGUAUCCUCCCUCUGUGGUCGGUUCAUCUUCACAUCCAUCUACGCCCAGCUCUUCCAGUGUUAGUCCACAUCAAAGAGCUUCUGAUAACCCCCAGUCUUCAUCGCGUGGUCAACCAUCUCCAGCUGAGGCUGCAGGGAUAAUUGCCCGUUUAAAGGACAAAAGUGUUGAUGAGUUGCAGAGGUUGUUGAAAGACAAAGAGGCAUACAAUGCUUUCUUUAAUUCACUUGAUCAAGUUAAAACCCAGAACAAUUUACGCUAUGAGCUUAGAAAGGAGACAGUGCAACUUGCAAGGGAAAAUUUGGAAAAGGAGCAACGGAUCUUGGAGCUCAGGAAUCAGUGCAGUAUUAUAAGAACUACAGAACUUGCUGCUGCUCAAGAUAGGUUGGCUGAUUUGGAAAGGCAGAAAGAUGAGAUUAUGAGGUCCUAUUCCCCUGCUGCGCUGCUCGACAAGCUUCAAAAGUCGACGGCGAAGUUGGAUGAGGAGUCCGAGGAGCUGCACCAGAAGUUCCUGGAGAAAGACAUUGACCUCCCGACCUUUGUGCAGAAGUACAAGAAGCUCCGUACUGCCUACCACAAACAGGCGUUGCUGCAUCUCGCCGGCAAGACCUCGCUUCGCUGAGAUUCAUCGGCCAUCGUGCAGGACGAACACCCUGUUAUAUCCCAUUUUCUAUGUUAUCUUCUAUUGCGGUGCCUGCCCACUUGGCCGUUUUACGAGUGCUUUUGUGUAAAACAUCAUAAUUGGAUUGCAUAUGUAGAUAUACGACUGUAUGAUGCUUCAUUGAAUUUUACCAACUUUGCCACGUAUAAUUGCUUUUAGAUCGUUAAGAACAUGUAUAUAAAAUUUUUAUUCAUAACUUUUUUUUUCAAAUAUA